Phalaenopsis equestris is the source of this 1467-nucleotide messenger RNA. RefSeq names its product haloalkane dehalogenase 2. Gene Ontology annotation, cellular component: chloroplast. The transcript has 10 exons. NCBI's taxonomy places the organism in Eukaryota, Viridiplantae, Streptophyta, Magnoliopsida, Asparagales, Orchidaceae. The coding region runs from base 545 to 1255 and encodes 236 amino acids. The record is from RefSeq and is a predicted model, not a curated record. Gene Ontology annotation, molecular function: catalytic activity.
CCUGCAUAACCAACAGUUCUCCGAGACUUUCUAUACUUCUUCCUUCAUCCUUCUUCCUUAUAGCACCUUAAUCCUCCAUUUACGUCGCUGAUUUCUUGCUAACGGCCCAAUUCGAGAGUCAAAAAUCAAGUUUAUUGUCUCCAACACCAACUCGUCUCCCACUACAUCUACUGUAAACAAAAAAGUGCACCGAUUCAUAACAAACGUCAAAACAAAAGUGUAAGGAAAAUAAUGUCGCAAAUAUUGUAAAAGAGGGGUUCCUACCUUUUGAUCUCUCUCCGGAAUACUGGAUUGCCGCCUGCAACUCCCUGCAGGUCGUGCGGGGCCAUCUGCUAGAGUGGCCCAAUCAUGGAAGCUUCAGGCACGCGGGAACCUUCGUGAGAGGGAGUGGGGACGCGACAUUUAAUGUGAUCUCCACUUUAUCUCAAAUAUUCGAAUCAUCCUACUACUGAGAAUCACGUAUGAAGGAUCAUCUUCUUCGCAAAGGGGAAGCAUCAUUUUUCUUCAUGGGGCUCCAACUCAGUCAUACAGUUAUCGAGAAGUAAUGUCUCAGAUGUCAGAAGCUGGUUUUCGCUGCUUUGCUCCUGAUUGGAUUGGAUUUGGUUUUAGUGACAAACCUCAACCAGGAUAUGGGUUUUCGUACACAGAGGAAGAGUUUCACAAAGAAUUUGACAAGCUUCUUGAUAAGCUAAAUAUCAACUCACCUUUCUUCUUAGUGAUUCAGGGAUUCCUUGUUGGAUCAUACGGAUUGACUUGGGCUCUAAGGAACUCUGAUAAAGUCUCCAAGAUUGCAGUUCUCAACAGUCCGUUGAGUGCUAGAUCCUCUUUACCUGGCUUGUUUCAAAAACUAAGAAUCCCUCUUAUUGGAGAGUUUACAUGUCAAAAUGCUAUAAUGGCUGAGCGUUUUAUCGAAUCAGGUAGCCCUUAUGUACUGAAGUUGGAGAAGGCUGAUGUAUAUCGACUGCCUUACCUUGCAAGCAGUGGCCCUGGGUUUGCACUGCUUGAAGCUGCAAGGAAGGCAAAUUUCAGGGAUGUAUUGAACAGAAUAGCAGCCGGAUUUUCAUCUACAAAUUGGGACAAACUAAUGCUGCUUGCAUGGGGAGCGUCAGACAAGUAUUUGCCCGUCGCCGAAGCCGAGGCAUUUCAGAAAACUAAUCCUGAAGCAAUCCAGCUUAAGGUGAUAGAAGGAGCUGGUCAUAUGCCACAGGAGGACUGGCCUGAGAAGGUUGUUGAAGCUCUUAGGAGGUUUCUGUGAACAAAGCCACAUGGGACUUCUAUGUUUUUGAAAAUUUUCUUUGUGAAAUUUUUAUUUAGGAGUUCUUUCUUUUAUAGAAUGGCUGCUCUGUCUCUUCAUUUUCCAUCUGUAAUGCGAGGAAUUCAAUAAUCUUUGGAGAAGUCCUCUAUAGAUUAUAGUUAUUAUUUAAGGGUAGUGUUUCUAUUCCUUAUACAACAACUAUGGUUCUUAUU